Messenger RNA from Rhinichthys klamathensis goyatoka, 2215 nucleotides. RefSeq names its product KH domain containing 4, pre-mRNA splicing factor (gene khdc4). Gene Ontology annotation, cellular component: nucleus. The coding region runs from base 127 to 1818 and encodes 563 amino acids. Gene Ontology annotation, molecular function: RNA binding. The transcript is spliced from 13 exons. The record is from RefSeq and is a predicted model, not a curated record. Lineage: Eukaryota; Metazoa; Chordata; Actinopteri; Cypriniformes; Leuciscidae.
AUGCGCGAUGCUAGCGGAAGUGACGCAGACGGCAGUGUUUCCGUUGAUGGUGUGUCUGUUCGAGCGUCAGAUCGUUUCUGAUCGGUUCGAUUUAUCGUGAUCAGAAGCACAAACUCAACGAAACAGAUGUCAUUCGGUGUCCCGCACAGUGCCGGGCGGCGCAGUAAGUGGGACCAGGCCGGUCCGGGUUCCUCUGAUGGAGGUUCUGCUCCCACUGGAGCUCUGGACGCCGCGGCCGCUGUCGCCGCUAAGAUCAACGCUAUGCUCGUGGCUAAAGGGAAGCUCAAGCCGUCUCAGAUCAACAGCGCCGCUCCGGCUGAUAAAGUUUCAGGUGCUGGGGCGAGUAAACUGAAGGAUGAUCUGGUGGUGGCAGAAGUGGAGAUCAAUGACGUCCCGCUGACCUGCCGAAAUCUGCUGACCCGCGGACAGACUCAAGACGAGAUCAGCAGAGUGAGUGGCGCUGCUGUGUCCACCAGGGGGCGCUACAUGUCCUCGGAGGAGAAGAGCAAAGCCCUGCCCAGUGACCGUCCGCUGUAUCUGCAUGUGCAGGGCCAGACCCGAGACCUAGUGGACAAGGCCGUUAACAGGAUUAAGGAGAUCAUCACUAACGGUGUAGUGAAGGCCGCCACCAACUCGACCUACAGCGGAGCGACGGUCACUGUGUACCAGCAGCCCGGAUCCACCACUUUACCCACAAUCCCCUCUGCUGCACACAAACCUCACUAUACAGGCGGAAUGCACUAUGUGCAGGAUAAGGUGUUCGUGGGCCUGGACCAGGCGCUGCACGGCUUCAGUGUGAAGGAGUGUGUGGAGGGACCGGGCUGCUCGUAUCUUCAGCACAUUCAGGCAGAGACCGGAGCCAAAGUGUUCCUGCGGGGGAAAGGGUCCGGGUGCCUGGAGCCGGCGUCAGGGCGAGAGGCGUUCGAGCCCAUGUACAUAUACAUCAGUCACCCAAAACCAGAAGGACUUGCUGCUGCAAAAACCCUCUGUGAAAACCUCCUGCAGACCGUUCAUGCUGAGUAUUCUAGAUUCCUGAAUCAGAUGAGCAGUGUGAUGCCCACACAGGGUUUUCUCCAGCCUCCUGCUAUGAACGGGAUGCCUCCUCAGUCUCAGUAUUAUCCUCAUCCUCCCGCGGGAUUCCAGCCGUAUCCCGUUCCUCAGCAACCCGUCGCUCCUCCGUAUCCGGUGUCUCCCGCGGCCCCGGGGCCCGUCCCCCCCGCGCAGUAUCCCCUCGCGCCCGCUAGCGUCCCGGCACAGACUCUUCCUCCCGCUCAGUUCCCGCCCCCUGCCGUGGCUCCGCCCUCACUUUCGGCUCCGCCCAGACCCGUGGCUCCGCCCCUCCCGCCACAGAAGCGGCGCUUCACUGAGGAGGUGCCGGACGAGUCGGAGCAAGGCCUUCUGGGAUACCAGCAUGGACCCAUUCAUAUGACUAAUUUAGGUGCAGGCAUGGCUGUGGGCAGCUCCGAGUCAUCAGGACCCCCGUCUGCUGCUUCCUCAGGGCCUGUGAGAGAGAGAGACAGCAGCAGAACGAUCAUGCCGUGUGUGUCAGCGCCGCUCAACGGACUGAGAUCUCAGAAAGCAGACGAGAAGACGGCGCCGCCGAGCCUUCUGGGUAAGACGCUUCACACACACACACACACACACACACUCCUGCUGAUGUCUGUCAUCACACACACACAGAUGAGCUGCAGCAGCGGGACUGUAUCAUUAGCACAGGUAAAGCUGAAGUGUGGCGUUUCACAGGAAAUGACACGCUUCAGCUUGAGGGCCGUGAUUGGUCAGUUGAGUUUGAGGCUCCUCCCCUGCCGUGCCGUGUGACUCCACACUAACGGCGUCUCUCUUGUGUUCUGUGUUCUCUCUCUUUCUCUGUGUUUUUUCUCUCUCUCUUUCAUGUCCCUGCGGGGGGAUGCUGGAUGGGCGGGGCCUCGUUCCCUUCCGCCUCCUGAUUGGACGCUUCCAAUGACAUGCGGUUGUUUAACUUCCUGUUUCCUUGAUUGCUGGUAUGGUGUUGUUUGUGUGCUUGUCUCUGGUUUCUGGUGUCAUCAGAGCCGCAGGUGAAGCGCUUCCGGGCCGGGCUGGUGGCGUACGCCGGAGAUUCCUCGGAUGAAGAGGACGAUCACGGACCCUCGAAAGGAUAUACGUACCUCUCGCCUUCUCCUCACCGGCCCAAAACACACACACACACACACACGCCGCAGCCCUUCUGGAUGGCACC